CCAAAAAAACUCAAGAGACGAAAAAAUAAUCUCUUAAGCAUUAGGUUUUAUCUACAAAAGAAAUCACAAACUAAAGUAAAAAGUAUGGGGAACUGUUUAGUAAUGGAGAACAAAGUGAUAAAGAUAAUGAGAAACGAUGGGAAAGUAGUUGAAUACAGAGGACCCAUGAAGGUUCAUCACAUCCUCACCCAAUUCUCUCCUCACUACUCCCUCUUUGACUCUCUCUCCAACAAUUGCCAUCUUCAUCCACAAGCCAAGCUUCUCUGUGGUCGUCUCUACUAUCGUUUGCCCAAGGAGACGACCACAACCAAGAAGAACAUGAAGACGAUGAAGAAAGUCAGAUUUGCAAUUCCAGAGGUGGAUAAAGAAGAAGAAGAAGACGAUAGAUUAACAAAUUGUGGUGACAACACCAAGGAGAAGACUAAUGGAGUUGUGAGAGUGAAGAUGGUUGUAAGUAAGCAAGAGCUUGAGAAGCUGCUUCAAGGAGGCUCAGUUCAUGAUAUGGUUUAUAGGACUCUUGCUAAGCAACAUCUUUGUGAUGAUGAUGGUGACGAUGAUGAGUGUCAUAAAGGAUGGAGACCUUUGUUAGAUAGCAUUCCUGAAACUAAUUAACCCAUAGGAUGUUCAUAUCUACAUAUAUAUAUAUAUAUAUGUGACAUAUACUUAUAUAUAUACAUACAAUGAUAACAGAGACUCAAAGCUUGUUCAAGAGAAAAAAGAAACACAUGUAAUUCCCAGAUACACUGUUCCAACUUCCAAGUGUAAUACAUGCAACCUCUUUUGUAGAAAGUUCAAAGUUUGUAUCCAAACAAAAAAAUGGGAAUUUGUUAAGAUGGAAUUGUCCUAAAGGUAAAAGG
Molecule: messenger RNA, 857 nt
Organism: Camelina sativa (false flax)
Lineage: Eukaryota; Viridiplantae; Streptophyta; Magnoliopsida; Brassicales; Brassicaceae
Source: RefSeq, a predicted model, not a curated record